CGCCGAUUCUACAUGGUUAAUGCUGAGCGCUAGGAUAUUGCACAUGCACGACAAUACAUUUAAUUCUCUCGUACCAAAAAAAGCUUUUCGAGUCAGCAACUUUUUUAAAAUUCAGUUGCGCGCGAAAACGAGUAAUCAUGACAUUAUACAGUGCAUCCUUAUUUUUGCUGGUGAAAUUUGCUUAUGUCUUCCGCAUAAUCGGUGCACAAUGUCCGACCAUGUCAUCCGGAAAAUGUUUUGUCGACUGCACCGUGCAGAGCGUGUUCACCAUCGCUUGCGAAGACAUCAAAGGGCAGCAGCUGUUCGAUGAUCUACGGAAUUACCGCGACUCCAAUCAGCCGGUGCAAUUGGCGGUGUGGAAUUCUCCCAUGACGCGGAUCGGCGCGGCCAUUUUGGAUUCGGUCAGUGACGAUCUGCUGCGACUGGAACUGGAUAACAUCUUAUAUCUGGAGUAUUUCCCGGAACUGCGAGACCAGACCAAUUUGAAAGAGCUCGUCAUUAUGAACAGUCCACUGCUGGCGGAAAUGCCAUUAGAAUUGCUUCCACCUACGAUACAGCGCGUCGUGCUGUACCGCACCGGCAUAACGCAGUUGCUAAACGAUUUCGACGAGACACAGUCCAUUCCGGGUCUUCGCGAGCUGGUGUUUGUCAACGGGCGCCUAACGGAAGUACAGGGUGAUUUCUUUCGCGCCUUCCCUAAUAUGGAGUCGCUGCAGAUUAUCAACUCUACCUUCUCCAUCCAGCAGAUCCCAAACAAGAUGGUCAGCACGGUGAAACCGCUCAAGUUCGUGCGAAUCGCCCACAACAUCUUCGAGUCCGGCUCCCAGCGCAUCUGUGAGAGUAUGCUGAACGGCGUCAGCUACCAGUCCGGAGCGUUUAUCGAUUUUAUCGCCAAUGAAUUCAGCAUAACCGCGGGGGUCGUCGAGCAGUUGUGGAAAUUCCGUGAAGCCAAACACCUCUCCUUUCAAGGCAACGCAUUCCAAGAUUUUGUCCACACUUCUUGGGUGUUUGCCGAUUACAAUCAGUUGGAAAUGCUGGAUCUAAGGCAUACCAACUUCCUACCGGCUCGCUCCAGCUUCGCCGGUUUGCCCAACCUGAAACAGCUGUACUUGGGCGGUAACGCCAUUCGAGAUUUGACAGUCAUUAAUAUGUUUGCUGGAUCAUUAUCCACCAACCUGACCUUGCUGGAUCUCUCCGAUAACGGACUCCGCCUGCUGCCAAUCGGCAUGGAACCGGUGUCCCCGCAGUUAACCGAACUGGAUUUAAGCGGCAAUCAACUGAACAUUGGUUUCAUGUUUGAAGACGACACGAACCACUAUAUCACACAUUUUCGUUUGUUCCCCAAUCUGAAGAAACUCGAUUUGUCCGGGAAUAAAAUGAAACGCUUUAAUGGCACGCAUCUAAGCAGGAUAAAAAAUCUGGAACACUUAAACAUCGGAUGUAAUAAUUUUAUGCGCAUUGAUAAGAGCUUCUUUCAUGCGUUACCGAAAACGCUACAGAUCUUGAACAUGACAUUUUGCUUAACUCCCGGAAACAUCGCCAAACCACGCUUUGACCCAGACGCCUUUUCCACUUUGCCACCAGCCGUGGCCAGGCUGAUUCUGCAGAAAGGGUAUUUGGAUAGUUCCAUCUUUGCGGUGUUCAAAAACGCCAAUAUUCCCACGUUACGGCAACUUGAUCUGGGAUUCAACGCCAUCGGCAUCAUCACCGAAGAACUGUGCCAACCACUAGCCGAUCUGGAGACUCUGAUUUUAGCCGGGAACCAGCUGCAGUCCUUGGGGUAUCAGACGUUUCGUGGGAUGUGUAAUCUGCGUGCCCUGGAUUUAUCCUGGAAUAAGAUUUUCCUGGUGGGGACCCAUGAUUUCGACGGUCUCCGCAAUCUUAAAGUGUUGACACUAACCGGGAACGGGCUGACGGAGAUUCAGCCCGGAGCGCUGGAACCGAUGGUACAACUGAAGAAUCUAUACUUGGGCUACAAUUCGAUCAAAGACCUCAAAUCAUUGAUGACCACUCUUGGACAGCAGCUACAACACCUGGGUCUGCAGGAGAACCCUAUUGACUGCAUCCCAGACAUGUUCCUAGCCAAGAUGAUCAAUCUGAAGUGGAUUUAUUUAAAUUCUUCCCGCGGGAUGAACCUGGAUUUAGGGACGUUCCAGCGGCUGGGUUCCACGAUGUCGACGUAUCCGUUUAAGUUGUGGGCGUUCAAGGAGCCGGUACUCAGUGAUCUGGGGUGCGAAUCAUGGGACGACUGGUCAGCAGUUUACCAAAGGUCGUUAAAAUUUGUCAUUAAGGACAAAAUGGACACAGUACUACAGAACAUGCUCAUCAACUUUCCCAGCUGUCAUAUGGAGCGACCACGCGGAAUACAAGCGUUAGUGGAGAGUCUUAUUUGUAAGCCCGCCCCAAUCAGCGACGGUCCGGUGUAGCGCUUCAUGGAGCGCGGUAGUUUCAAUCCUGCACCAACCCGGUGCCCUGGAAACUGGUGUGGACCUAGUUUACUUUCAGUCGGUUGUCUGUGAUAUGUUGGAAAUCUUUUCCGUGAUGAUUCCAGAUAUAGAAAAAAAUG
Molecule: messenger RNA, 2566 nt
Organism: Paramacrobiotus metropolitanus
Lineage: Eukaryota; Metazoa; Tardigrada; Eutardigrada; Parachela; Macrobiotidae
Product: toll-like receptor 13
Exons: 4
Coding region: 138-2426 (762 amino acids)
Molecular function (GO): protein binding
Source: RefSeq, a predicted model, not a curated record